AUGUUGCAUAAAGCUGCUUCUGUACAUCUCUGCCUUGGGACUUUAACUUUCCUGGUCAUGAUCUCCAUGCAGACAACUGAAGGCAAACCUUAUCCCUUGCCAGAAAAUGAACUGUAUCCAGAAAAAGAUGUCAACCACCAGGAAAUGCUCCUGACCCUUCUCCUAAAUAAACACUUGCCAGAAACACUUGUCAGAAGACCCUCACACAUUGGGAUGGAGCUUGAGAGCAAGUUAGAACAACUGGAACAGCUUGAAAAAUUGAAGGAACAGCUUUCGGAAGAGAAGUCUGACGACAUGUCAUAUGUCAUGGACACGCUCCAACCUUCACAUCCAAACAAACGAGCCUGUUUCUGGAAAUAUUGUGUGUGA
Bufo bufo (common toad) is the source of this 369-nucleotide messenger RNA. RefSeq names its product urotensin 2B (gene UTS2B). Gene Ontology annotation, cellular component: extracellular region. The transcript has 5 exons. The record is from RefSeq and is a predicted model, not a curated record. Gene Ontology annotation, biological process: blood vessel diameter maintenance; regulation of blood pressure. Gene Ontology annotation, molecular function: hormone activity. The coding region runs from base 1 to 369 and encodes 122 amino acids. NCBI's taxonomy places the organism in Eukaryota, Metazoa, Chordata, Amphibia, Anura, Bufonidae.